AUGAAACUGCAAACUGAGCAAAAUAGCGCCCCCGCGAUUUCCUUCGAAAACCGAGAAGAAGUACUCAGCGUAACAGAGGAGAAAAGUGAGAAACAGGAAAAGAGGAAGAAAUUGAAAUGGAAGGAAAUUGAAGGUACAUCAACUACAGAUGUUUCCGAAUCAGAUGCCAAAUUAUCGACAGAGCCAAUCAGUAGCUCCGAUAGCUCAGAUAGUUUCAGGAAAAGGAAACGGAAAAAUAAGAACUAUAAUAAGGAAAAACCCCAAAAAACCGUUAUGUCGAAUCCGUACACGUCGACCGAAAAUUCUUCGACUGAAUCGAGCGAUAGCUCUGAGUCGUCAUCAACGACGAUGUCUGAUAGCUCAUCCAAUUCCAAAUUGUCCCAAAAUCGAAGGAAUAAGAACAGAAAACAUCGAAAAUCGAAACGAAAUAAAGAACCGAUGAAACGAAUUCCUAUCUCAGAAUGGCGAUUGAAAUAUGACGGUAAGGACAAUGGACGUAAAUUGGCCGAAUUUCUAAAAGAAAUUAAAAUGCAAAGUAAAUCAGAGGAUGUCACCGAUCGUGAGUUAUUCCGAUCAGCCUUAUAUUUGUUCAUAGGUCGCGCCAGAGAUUGGUAUAUAGAAGGGGUAGAAAGUAAAAGCUUUCGAAAUUGGAGAGAGCUGAAAAAGCAGCUGAAGCGCGAAUUUCUUCCGCCAGACCUAGACUUUCAACUAGAAACCCAAGCAAGCAAUCGCAAACAAGCAAGAGGGGAAAAGUUUGCGGAUUAUUUCCAUGAUGUACAGAAAAUUUUCCUGUCUAUGACCAAAACAGUGUCAGACCGAAGAAAAUUUAAAACCAUCUGGCGAAACAUGCGUCACGAUUACAAGAAUGCUCUUACGGGCAAACAUAUAAAGACGCUUAUGCAAAAUCAGACCAGCAGUAAAGCUUCUCAUCCGAACGAUCCUUUUGAUUAUUCUCCACAGCCAGCUCAAUCACACUGCUCAAUCAUGAAUCCAGUUCGCUCUCUAUUGAAGGUAACAGCGCUCGGAGCAGCAACCUUUAGCAUCACCUGCCUGUACAAGGGAAAUGAAAGGUUCUACGAAAACAUUUUCAUGCCGAUCGUUCGGCUCGCUCCGCCGGAAACUGCUCAUCAUCUGGCGGUGUUCGGCCUGAAGCUGGGAUUGAUUCGACCCGGAUAUCAAGAUCCCGGCGUUCUGCGCACCCAGCUGAUGAAUAUGGUUCUGCGCAAUCCGGUCGGUAUCGCUGCCGGUUUUGACAAACACGGCGAAGCGGUCUGUGGACUGCAUCUGCUUGGGUUCGGCUUUGUGGAGGUCGGAUCGGUUACGCCCCAGCCGCAGCCGGGAAACCCGGGACCGCGAGUGUUUCGGUUGAAUGAGGAUAAGGCGAUUGUCAAUAGAUACGGAUUUAAUAGUGAGGGCCACAAAGUAGUUUACGAGCGGCUGAAAGAAGCUCGUCAAAAGUGUGGCGAAGAUGUUGCUUUAGGAAUUAAUUUAGGAAAGAAUAAACUUUCAAAGGAUGCGAUCCGCGAUUACGUGAAAGGAGUGAAACGAUUUAGUGGCUUAGCUGAUUAUCUCGUUAUCAAUAUAAGUAGCCCGAAUACGCCCGGUUUGAGGACUAUGCAAAACAAAAGUACGCUUUUCGUAUUGUUGAGUGAAGUCCUGAAGGUACGGAGUUCCCUGCCGCUGGCAGAACAAAGACCUAUUAUGGUGAAACUGGCACCGGACUUGUCCGAUGAAGACAUCCAGGAGAUAGUCACAGUUGUAUGCAGCAAAGCAUGUGCCGUCGACGGACUAAUCGUAUCGAAUACAACCAUCGAAAGGCCAUCUAGUCUGAAGAGCAUCAAUGCCGGCCAGCUGGGCGGCUUGAGUGGGCAGCCAUUGUUCCAAAGAUCUACCCAACUGGUGGCCAAGGUGUACAAAUGGACCGAGGGAAAGAUUCCCAUCAUCGGCGUUGGAGGGAUUUUCAGCGGUCGCGAUGCGUACAAUAAAAUUCUGGCCGGUGCCAGCGCGGUUCAACUAUAUACGGCGUUUAUUUACCAUGGACCACCGAUUGUGAUACGAGUCAAACAGGAGCUUGAGGAGCUACUGAAAGCGGACGGGUACGACAGCGUGCAGCAAGCCGUCGGCAAGGGCGUAGAUCAGAUCUUACAAAGUUGA
Messenger RNA from Sabethes cyaneus, 2154 nucleotides. Its product is annotated as dihydroorotate dehydrogenase (quinone), mitochondrial-like. The record is from RefSeq and is a predicted model, not a curated record. The transcript has 3 exons. Gene Ontology annotation, cellular component: cytoplasm; mitochondrial inner membrane. NCBI's taxonomy places the organism in Eukaryota, Metazoa, Arthropoda, Insecta, Diptera, Culicidae. The coding region runs from base 1 to 2154 and encodes 717 amino acids. Gene Ontology annotation, molecular function: dihydroorotate dehydrogenase activity. Gene Ontology annotation, biological process: 'de novo' pyrimidine nucleobase biosynthetic process; pyrimidine ribonucleotide biosynthetic process.